CUCUCUCUCUCUCUCUCUCUGUGCUCCAGCAGUAUAGCUGAGCUCCCCGGAGAGCCCCUCUUUAUUAGCAGCUCUCCCCGCUGAUUGGUUCGGAGGGUCGCACGUUCCAUUAUUCCCCUCCUUUUUUACUUCGCCGUAUUGGUCAUAGUGCACAGUUCCCGCCGAGCCCCGCGACUCCACGCAGCAGCCAUGCCUCUUGCCAGUCGGCGCCGGAGCCCAGCUUAAGCGUGCGGAGCGCGUCGGCUCUGGGUGGCACCGCACGGGCACAGAGAGGGCAUGCACCCCGCCGCCGUCAUAUACUGGGGAGACACGAGGACUCAUCCUGCCUCCGUCCCUCUGGCACUGCACGAGCAUCAGGGAACUCCAAUCGUUCCGGACCCCCCUUCCAGACCUGCUUGUUUCGAGCCCACCUCUGGCAUAGUAAAACCCAAGACCCUCUGAGGUUUGUAUUGCGAGCUCAUCACUUGGACAGUCGCAUCUCUCCGUUGUCCACUGACUAACUCUCAGCGGGGACAGCCGAACCUCCAGAGCUACCCGGGCGGCUAUAGCAUUCACAGAGGAGGCGGAGUGGAGCGCGGCGGACCCCCUAAGAGAGACCCCCGAAGCGCCUGCCAGCUGUUUCUCGUCACUCCUCCGACAGCGGCACCUGAGCUCCGCCACCUGUCCAUGACCCUCCAGGGUCUCCCGGCAACUCGACCCCUCUCUCAGGAAGACCGACGCGGUUGCGGAUGCCCAGAUCGCCCCUCACCUCCUCCUCUUCCUCUUCCUCCUCCCCUCUUCGUCUGCACUGUCGACCACUCGGAGGAUGGACGCCUUCUGACCGCGCACUGCUGCACCUCGGAGGAAGUUUUCAUUUGGCGUGUGAACUUUCUUGUGGCUCUGAGUAAUGUCAGCACUAAGGAGAAAAUUUGGGGAAGACUACCAAGUUGUGAACACAUCCCGAGCAGCAAGCUACACCGCCCCCGUUAAGAAGAAGAGGCAGAGGUUUGUGGACAAGAACGGGCGCUGCAAUGUCCAGCACGGCAACCUCGGCGGCGAAACCAGCCGCUACCUUUCCGAUCUCUUCACCACUUUAGUGGACCUCAAAUGGAGAUGGAACCUCCUCAUAUUUAUCUUGACCUACACCAUAGCCUGGCUGGUAAUGGCUUCCAUGUGGUGGGUCAUUGCCUACAUUAGGGGGGAUCUCAACCGCGCACACGAUUCCACCUACACCCCCUGCGUGGCCAACGUGUACAACUUUCCGUCGGCCUUCCUCUUCUUCAUUGAGACGGAAGCCACGAUCGGCUACGGCUACAGAUACAUCACCGAGAAAUGUCCCGAAGGCAUCAUCCUCUUCUUGUUCCAGUCCCUGCUGGGCUCCAUUGUGGACGCCUUCCUUAUCGGAUGCAUGUUCAUCAAGAUGUCUCAGCCAAAGAAACGAGCGGAGACCCUCAUGUUCAGCCACGACGCGGUCAUCUCCCAGCGCGACGGCAAGAUGUGCCUCAUGUUCAGGGUGGGCAACCUGAGAAACAGCCAUAUGGUGUCGGCGCAGAUCCGCUGCAAGCUGAUCAAGUCACGGCAGACCCCGGAGGGCGAGUUUCUUCCUCUGGAUCAGUGUGAACUGGACGUCGGCUUUGGGACAGGCGCCGAUCAGCUUUUCUUGGUCUCUCCUUUGACAAUCUGCCAUGAAAUCAACCCCAAGAGCCCCUUCUUUGAUCUCUCACAGCGAUCUCUGAUGAACGAGCAGUUCGAGAUUGUGGUCAUUUUGGAGGGCAUCGUGGAGACCACAGGAAUGACCUGUCAAGCCCGGACCUCCUACACCGAAGACGAGGUGCUCUGGGGCCACCGCUUCCUGCCGGUCAUGUCACUGGAGGAAGGCUUUUUCCGAGUGGAUUACUCUCAGUUUCAUGCCACCUUUGAGGUGCCCACUCCACCAUACAGCGUCAAGGAGCAGGAGGAGCAGAUGGCCCUGCCGUCGCCACUGAACACGCCGGCUCUGGGGGAGGCCAAGAUGGCCAGGAGGGAGCGAGUCUUCUCGGUGGACUGCAUCGACACCAUCGAGGAGCGCAGCAGCAGCAGCAGCAGCAGGCUGCCCAGCAAACUGCAGCGAAUGAGUUCAGGCAAAGAUGAGCUGCAGAGGAAGAUCCUGAGGAUGACGUCCCACCACUCGGAGAAGACCUGCAGCACGGGGGACCUGCCCCUCAAGCUUCAGAGGAUUAGCUCGGUGCCGAGCCAGGGGGAUGUGGAGGAGAGACUGCAGCUCAAGGCCCUGAAAAUCAGCUCGGAGCCCAUGACACAUUCCACCGGGGACCUCGAACAGAGCGUGCCCAUCACCCAGGUGGGAGUGGGGCGGCCCGAGGACAACCUGCCUGCCAAGCUGAGGAAAAUGAACUCGGACCGCCUCACUUAGGGCAGGCAGCCUGCACAAGUAGUUUUGGGGGUACAACUGUGAUUUCAUUCUUUUUUUAUUAUUUUUUAUCACCUCCAUUCCAAAGUGGAGCUUUAGGAUGCACGCAAAUCAGGGGGUCCAUGACCGGCCCGUCGAGAGGUCAUCUCGUAGGUAGUUCCCACACGACGCCAGCUCUGAGCGAAACAAGCUCAAGACACAAUCACACCCUGAAGGCAGAGAAAAAGAAGGCCGGGUGCCACACACUGCGAUGGCGAUAUGAAUGUGGGGUGCCCACCCCCCCGACACCUCACCCGCCUCUAGCCAUCCCAACUACAGAG
Molecule: messenger RNA, 2706 nt
Organism: Polypterus senegalus (gray bichir)
Lineage: Eukaryota; Metazoa; Chordata; Cladistia; Polypteriformes; Polypteridae
Gene: kcnj19a
Product: potassium inwardly rectifying channel subfamily J member 19a
Exons: 4
Coding region: 887-2389 (500 amino acids)
Biological process (GO): regulation of monoatomic ion transmembrane transport; potassium ion import across plasma membrane
Cellular component (GO): plasma membrane
Molecular function (GO): G-protein activated inward rectifier potassium channel activity
Source: RefSeq, a predicted model, not a curated record